AUGGCCGAGUCCCCCGUCUGCUGCUCCACCUGGACCCGCUGCCUCCGCUGCCUGUAUAGCUGCCACUGGAGGAAGUGCCCCAAAGAGAGGAGGAAGAGCGGCCAGUGCGAGUGUUUCUGGUUGGGCCUGCUCUUCCUCACCUUCCUUGUCUCCCUGGGCUGGCUGUACGUCGGGCUCAUCCUCCUCAAUGACCUGCACAACUUCAAUGAAUUCCUGUUUCGCCACUGGGGGCACUGGAUGGACUGGUCCCUGGCAUUUAUGCUUUUCGUCUCUCUACUGGUCACAUAUGCAUCCCUGCUAUUGCUCCUGGCUGUGCUGCUGCGGCUCUGUGGACAGCCUCUACACCUGCACUGUGUCCACAAGGUGCUGCUGCUCUUCAUUAUACUUCUUGUAGCCGCUGGCUUUGCAGUACUGGGCAUCCAAUGGCAGGAGGAGUUGCUUAGCUUACAUCUGUCACUACAGGCCACAGCCCCAUUCCUUCACAUUGGAGCUGUUGCUUGCAUUACCAUCCUGGCCUGGCCUGUGGCGGAUGCCUUCUACCGUAUCCACCAAAGAGGUCAGAAGAUUGCACUACUGUCCCUAUUUUUUGGAGUUGUCCUGGCCAUCUACCUGUCCCCCCUAUGCAUCUCCUCACCCUGCAUCAUGGAAUCCAGAUACUUACCGCCCAAGCCUCAGCUGAUGGGGCACCGAGGGGCCCCCAUGCUGGCCCCUGAGAACACUCUGAUGUCCCUGAGGAAGACAGCUGAAUGUGGAGCUUCCGUGUUCGAGACCGACGUCAUGGUCAGCUCCGAUGGGGUCCCCUUCCUCAUGCACGACGAGCGCCUGAGCAGAACCACGGAUGUGGCCUCGGUGUUUCCAACCCGCAUCACCGAGCACAGCAGUGACUUCUCCUGGACGGAACUGAAGACACUCAACGCCGGGGCCUGGUUUCUGGAGAGGCCACCCUUCUGGGCGGCCAAGAAGCUGUCGGGCCCUGAUCGGAAAGAGGCUGAGAAUCAGAGAGUACCAACAUUGAAAGAGCUCUUGAAGGAAGCUGCAGCCCUCAACCUCUCCAUUAUGUUUGACUUGCGUCGCCCCCCAAGAAACCACACAUACUAUGACACUUUUGUGAACCAGACAUUGGAAACUGUGCUGAACUCAAGGGUGUCUCAAGCCAUGGUCCUUUGGCUCCCGGAUGAAGAUCGGGCUAUUGUCCAAGAACGGGCACCCGGAAUGCGCCAGAUAUACGGACAGCAGGGAGUCAACACAACUGAGAGGCCCCUGCUUCUCAACCUCCCCUAUCAAGACCUGCCACAGUUGGAUAUGAAGGCACUGCAUGAGGAUAAUGUUUCGGUGAACCUAUUUGUAGUGAACAAGCCCUGGCUCUUCUCCCUCCUCUGGUGUGCAGGGGUGAAUUCGGUCACCACCAACGACUGCCAGCUGCUGCAGCAGAUGCGUUACCCCAUCUGGCUUAUUGCCCCUCAAACCUACCUAAUGGUGUGGAUCCUCACCAAUUGCGUCUCCGCCCUGCUGAUUUUGUGUCACUUCAUCCUCCGUGGGAGAUGUGCUGAGAAGAGAGAGCGAACUGGCUUAGAAACAGCUGUGUUGCUGACCAAGAUCAACAAUGUCAGGAGGGAGUGAAUGCCCUGCCCUAGGCCCCCACUAGCUGUUCACAUCUGCCAACAGCAAGGAAGGGAGAAUGGCUGAGGUGGAAUGUUGGUGGUAUUG
Pteronotus mesoamericanus is the source of this 1707-nucleotide messenger RNA. RefSeq names its product glycerophosphodiester phosphodiesterase domain containing 2 (gene GDPD2). Gene Ontology annotation, biological process: lipid metabolic process. The record is from RefSeq and is a predicted model, not a curated record. Gene Ontology annotation, molecular function: glycerophosphodiester phosphodiesterase activity. Gene Ontology annotation, cellular component: plasma membrane. The transcript is spliced from 15 exons. The coding region runs from base 1 to 1620 and encodes 539 amino acids. NCBI's taxonomy places the organism in Eukaryota, Metazoa, Chordata, Mammalia, Chiroptera, Mormoopidae.